GGUUCGAGUAAAGAGAACGCCCCCCUCCUUCAGGCGUCUCGUCGAACACCUAACCGACACUCUUCAAAAACCCUGCUCGACCUUAUUGGCAUUAAAAGAACCUAAAUUUCCUGAUUCCCAUCGACAACAUCUCCGCCCCGUAUUUCGGGUGGUGAUUUCCGGCCAUCGUAAUCCUUCACGGCACAACUUGCAGUACAUGUUCAUAGCAAAGAGACCGGUGAUUCGACCCGAGCCCGAUGAGCCGACGCUCCGAGCGCAUUCGGAUGAACGUGGGGAUGGAGGGCCCGAAGAAGCAGCCGCCGGCUGAAGCGUAGCAAGGUGGGGAUGUGGGCCGAGAGCUAAAGCUUCAUACAAGAGGAGAGGUGGUUAGGUUGGUCCGUGGACGAGAAGAGGAGUCCAAAGAUGUCAUUUUGAAGACCCCAUCGAUAAUAUAAACCUUGAUAAGAAUCUUGUACAUAUAUGUGGUUAAUACAACCUUGAUUCUUUUCUGUCAAAAUAAUCUUUGGUACCUCCGACCUCCCCUCCCAUCCCACGUCUUCCCGAGGAACCUAUUCUUUCUGCUCUCACCUGCUUAAAAGAGACCUUCUUUGUCUCACAAAAAUCCAAUUAUUAUCCAGUUUGCUUCCAACUGUUCUUUCUUCUGUUUGAUGGUCUCUUCAUCCUUUCUUGAUUUCCGAUCAUCCGAGACGGAAAAGUUUUGAUCUUUGCAUUCUUAAUGUCCUUUCUUGAGUUCUGAUCAAUCGAGAAGAAGAACAAAGAUUGAUCUUUGUAAACAUCGGGAAAAAAGUAAUUUACGGAUUCGACGAUCUGCGAUCGAAGCAGCCGGCGGGAGAUCAUGUCGUCGUCGUCGCCGCGGUGGGUGGAGGAGGUAGCAGAGGAGGAGGCGUUCGAGCACACGCUGCUGGUGGUGCGGGAGGUAUCGGUCUACAAGAUCCCGCCACGGAGCACCAGCGGCGGGUACAAGUGCGGCGACUGGCUGCAGUCCAACAAGAUCUGGUCGGGCCGCCUCCGGGUCGUCUCCUGCGGUAACCGCUGCGAGAUCCGCCUCGAGGACCCGGGCUCCGGCGAGCUCUUCGCCGCCUGCUUCGUCCUCCCCGGCCAGCGCGAGAGCUCUGUUGAGCCCGCCCUUGACUCCUCCCGCUACUUUGUGCUGAAGAUCGAGGACGGCCGCGGCAAGCACGCCUUCAUCGGCCUCGGGUUCAACGAGCGCAACGAGGCCUUCGAUUUCAAUGUGGCCCUCUCCGACCACGAGAAGUACCUGAGGAGAGACCACGAGAAAGAGGCGAGCGAGGAGAUCGAUGAGAGCCAGAUCGGUAUACAUCCCUCGGUGAAUCAUCGCUUGAAGGAAGGAGAAACCAUUCGCAUAAAUAUGAAGAACAAACCUGCUACGGGAGGUGGUAUGCUUUCAGCUGCUGGCUUGAGUGCAGGAAUCUCGAGCAAACCAAAAGGGAGCACACUCCUUGCACCACCACCAGGUGGGGCAGGAAAGGUCAGGUCGCCUCUUCCACCACCACCUAACGAUCCUGCAGUUGCUAGGAUGACUGCAGGUCAUCCUGCUGGAUUCAAGGCUCCCAAAGAAUCUACAAGGCAUCCUACUGAUUCUUUCUCUGAUCUUUCAGCCAUCAAGAGAAAUCUGCCUUCUACGACUGGGUCAGGUUCGAAUAAAAACACAGCAUCUGGAUGGGCAUCAUUUUGAUGCAAAGUAACAUCAUCUACUAAGGGAACAAUACGCAAAUGCUCGCAUUUCCUAAGUAUCUAAAGAAUGAUUACAGGAAAAUUACUUGUUCUUAUUUUAGUCAUGGAUUGGACUGUCAAGUGCUUGGUGUAAGUGAGAGCAACCUUCUUCUUUUUCAUUUCCAUGAAACCGAUGUAACCUGAUUCUGAUCUUAUCUGUAUACAAGACAUUGUUGAAGUUCCUUAAAGGUUGUUUUGAAUCUGUGCUGUAUUGCUU
Messenger RNA from Musa acuminata subsp. malaccensis (wild Malaysian banana), 1951 nucleotides. RefSeq lists its product as uncharacterized. Lineage: Eukaryota; Viridiplantae; Streptophyta; Magnoliopsida; Zingiberales; Musaceae. Gene Ontology annotation, biological process: endocytosis. The record is from RefSeq and is a predicted model, not a curated record. Gene Ontology annotation, cellular component: membrane; clathrin vesicle coat.